This is a messenger RNA of Sclerotinia trifoliorum, 4384 nucleotides long. Lineage: Eukaryota; Fungi; Ascomycota; Leotiomycetes; Helotiales; Sclerotiniaceae. The record is from the annotation of a GenBank genome assembly.
GUGUCUUAGCGGUAGAAAAAAAGGUUUCCCUAGGGUUACAAAGUUCCAAAGCUCCAAAGCUCCAAAGCUCCAAAGCUCAACAUCAUCAGCCUCUUUAUUAUUUCUCUGCCUUAUUUAUUGCCUUAUUUUUUACCUCGAUUCCAUCACCACAUCAAACCGAAUCGCACUGGAUCGCACCGCGCCGCACCGCACCACACUGCACUUAUUAUCAACCCAUUCACAUCAUUUACACCUACCUACCUACGCCCUUUUAAGCUUUUGUCUCCGCAGUGGUCGCCUCUCGUACUCCAAAUCCUACCAUAUAAAGUCAACAAUUCAAUCCCCAAACUACAAUACUGGUUAUCUUCGAUCCUUCCAAAAUUCCCAACCUUUACAACUUUAAACUAUUUCGCAGAAAUUAUAUGGCUUCAUAUCAACAAGAAGAAGAUAAAUUAAAUCGAAAAUCUUCUAAUUUUUAAUUGGAAAAAGGUGAAUAUUCAAAAAUCGCAAAAAGUUACUGCCUAUAUAUUACACAAGAAAACGAAGAAACUCAAGAAAUCCAUCCAUUCCCCCAUCUGGUGGCUUCUCCAAAUCUUUGUGGCUUGGAAGCUUGAAAAAGAAGUUGCACAUGGAAUCUCACAACGCUGAACCCCACGCGAUAUUAUGAGAGCUUCAAAAGAGCUUAAAUUGAAAUCGUAGGUCUUUCAACAGCUUGUAGAUAUCCAUCGCAUGUAUUCUUGAAGCUUGCUUUAAGCUUCUUCGAUCUGUCCGGAAGAGUCUUGCGCGCUGCUACGGCCUUUCAUAGACUGUGGCUUGCUUCUUGUCAUAUGCGCUUCAACUGUACCAAACCUAUCAACGCUCCUUUCACCUCCGCGCGCAUUCGGUUUCUUUUAUCUUUUAAGUUCAGCUGCUGACAAUCUAUCUUUACAAAUAGGAGCGAGCAUCUGCGAAUUCAUGAUCACAAAAGUAAAGGCCAACUUUGCGAAGGAGGAUAUCAAAAUGGGAAAGUCAUUGAGCUUGGGUCCGAAUUUAAGGUACCCGAUUAUCAUUACCAAAUUUUUGAAGAAACAUGGCGAUCAAAUCUCGAAACAAGAUUCGCUACUCGAAUAUAAGUUUAAGUGGAAGUUGAUGGUCGGCGAUCCAUUGGGCGAACAAUGGGAGGAGGAACAAACAUCAUACGGAGAAUGGGAUAGCCCUGCUGAAGGUACUCUCGAGAAAUGGCUGAUCAAAGAAGGAACGACAAUUGAGAAGGAUGGACCUGUGGUCGACGUUGAGGAAAGUUGUUCGCAUGCUGUUCAGUUUGCGGGGCUUUGUGGAAUGUGUGGAAAGGAUAUGACUGAGGUCUCUUGGGCCAGCAAUGCGCUCGAUACGGACCGAGCUAGAAUCAAUAUGAUUCACGACCAAACGCAUCUCACAGUCAGCCACGAUGAAGCUUCCAAAGCAGAAGAAGAAUUACAACGGCGGUUACUGAAAAAUCGAAAACUUUCAUUGGUGGUAGAUCUGGACCAGACCAUUAUCCAUGCUUGUAUUGAACCUACUGUUGGAGAAUGGCAGCGCGAUGUCAACUCACCCAAUUACGAGGCCGUCAAAGAUGUGCGAUCAUUCCAACUUAAUGAUGACGGUCCUCGCGGUCUUGCAUCCGGUUGUUGGUACUAUAUUAAAAUGCGACCGGGUCUUGCAGAGUUUCUGGCAAAAAUCUCUGAAAUGUAUGAGCUUCAUGUUUAUACUAUGGGUACUCGAGCAUAUGCAUUAAGUAUCGCAAAGAUCGUCGACCCUGGAAAGAAAUUAUUUGGUGAUCGCAUUAUCAGUCGAGAUGAGAACGGCAACGUUACAGCGAAGAGUUUGGCUAGACUAUUUCCUCAGAGCACGCAUAUGGUGGCAAUCAUUGAUGAUCGCGCAGACGUUUGGCCAAUGAAUCGUCCUAAUCUUAUCAAAGUCGUUCCCUAUGAUUUCUUCACUGGUAUUGGCGAUAUCAAUUCGAGUUUCCUGCCGAAGAGAGAAGAGCUUCCGAAAGUACCUACGCCCAGGAAGAAACAUCAUUCAAAGUCAGAAACUAGCACAUCUGAAAUAGCAGUCGAAACACCUACAGGAGAAGUCGCAAACCCUACGGAACAUGAUGGCGAAACCAAAUCCACUGAAGGAGCUAAGGAGGAAUCAUCGAGCGAAAAGCCAAUACUACCGAAACUCAACACACUAGACGAUGAGUCUUCCUUGCAAGAACAAGCAGCAGAACAGGAGAAAUUCUUGGAGCAACAACUACUGGAUCGACCUUUACUCCAUAAGCAGGAAGCGAUUGAUGAAGCGGAUAAAAAACAGGAAGAGGCAGAAAAAGAUGUUGAAGACGGCAAAAUGGAACAUCAUACACACCGACAUGGUGUUCUCAAGGAUGAUGAUGUCGAAUUAACUUAUCUUCAACAACAUCUCACAGAUUUACAUAGAGCGUUCUAUGAGGAAUACGAUAAAGCUUUGGUAAAUGUUCCGGGUGGAAGAGUUGCGCAAUUAAAACCUGGACAUCAAAGAAAAGUUGACGUCAAAAAUGAGGCUGCCGACCUCAAAGUAGUUCCUAAUAUCGCGGUCGUGAUGCCACGUCUCAAGUAUGAUUGCCACCCUCGCAAAGUCAUGAUAUCAGGAAAUUUUCUAACCUGCUUCUAGGUCUCGAGUUUUGGAUGGCUGUAUAAUUGUUAUGUCGGGAUUGGUUCCUUUAGGAGUUGAUGUUAUGAGGCAAGUCAAUACCACCUAUGAAUUUAUUUCGCAAAAACUUUUAUUGCGUGUAUUCUCUAGCGUGUGGGUUUUGGAAAACGGGAAAGCCAGGCUAACCAAACUUAGGUCUGAAAUUGCUCAACAAAUAGAAAGUUUUGGUGGCAAAAUUCAUAAAAAGUAUGUUUUUAUCAUGGAGUCUCGAAGAUGAGUCACUAACAUAUCAUAGGAUUUCAAAAAGAGUCACUCAUGUCGUUGCCUCCUCACAAAAAACUCGUACACAAAAAGUUCGAGAAGCGGCAAAAUAUCCUCAUAUUAAGAUAGUCACACAGCAAUGGCUCACUCAAUCAAUGAGUAAAUGGAAGAAAGAGGAUGAAUCAGAUUAUUUAGUAGGUUGAACACCCGACUUUUUUCAUCGUAAACAUGACUAAUCUACGAAUUAGGUCGAUAUUAGCCCGGCCGAUAGAAGACCUAGUGGUGAUAUGACUAAUGUUUCAUCUCCUGGUAAUGAUAGUGAAGAAUCUUCGGACUAUACUGAGAGUGAUGAUUAUGAUGAUGAUGACAUGAAAUCUGAGCUAGAUGGAGAAGGAGUCAUGCCAGAUGAACCACGAGGUGACAUAUCUCCGACAAAGGAUCUCAAUUGGUCUUCAAUAGAUGAUGAAUUGGCCGAAUUUAUGGGGGAUGACGAAUCCGGUACAGAAAGCGAUACGAGUUUCACUAGUAACAACAGUCGAGCUUCACGAACAAGUUCAAGAAGAGGACAGAAACGGACGUUUGACGAUGCUACAGAUGAGGAUGAUAGUGAAGAAGAGAGCACAAUGGCGAAAAAACAACGAGUAGCCAAUUCGAGGACGACCAGUUUAAAAACAGUAAAGACGCCUACUAGUGCUUCGGAAUCAAGUCUUCUUACACCGGGUGUAACGGGUGAUGAGACUGAUGAGGUAGAUCAAUUGUCGGUGCAAGAGAGCGAUCAUAGUUUCGAGGAUGAUUUAGAAGCGGAAAUGCAGGCUGCUUUUGACCAGCAAUUGGAGGAUGAAGCAGCAGCUGCAGCUGGUUGAUUUUGUGGUCUGCAUACUUCUGGUGCUAGUGCUAGUUUAUUCUACUGUCUACACUGCAUCUACAAUACUCGGGUUGAGGGUAGAAACUUUAUCAAGAACUUUGCUAUUAUCUGAGGGAGAAUUGCACAUGAAGAGCAUUACGAACAAACGAGAAAUCUUGUGUCUGUAAUCAUAUCAUCUCAUCUCAUCUCAUUUCAUAUUUUGAAGCGUGCUUGCUCGUUUAUUACUAUCAAGGUGUUUUAAGGAUGGGAAAUUGGGAGUUGGCAUUUAGGGGUUCGGGAAUACGAUUUCGGAUUUGGGAUUUGAAUUUUUUUGGGUGAAUAGGAUGGAUGGGAUAAGAUGGGAUGGGAUUGAUUGGAUUGGUCUGGUUUGGUUUGGUUUCAUUGGAUGGCGGUUUGAAUGAAGGGAAUUGAAUGAAUGAAUGGAAUGGGAUGGGUGGAAUUCGUCUUAUGCAUUUAGUGGGCGCUUUUUAAGUUUAACUUUUUUGAGUUUAUUAAGUUGGUGAAUUUUGUGCUUUUUUUUGUUUUUCUCUUUUGAGAGUGUGUGAAUGUGAAGUGUGUGUGUUGUUUGAACGUUUUUUAAUGGUCUUGAUGAGGGGAUGUUAGUGAGAUUUGUAGAUAUGUAUGUGUAUAUAUAUGAGAUGUGAAGCG